Molecule: messenger RNA, 3779 nt
Organism: Salvelinus namaycush (lake trout)
Lineage: Eukaryota; Metazoa; Chordata; Actinopteri; Salmoniformes; Salmonidae
Product: phosphatidylinositol-binding clathrin assembly protein-like
Exons: 21
Coding region: 355-2331 (658 amino acids)
Biological process (GO): synaptic vesicle budding from presynaptic endocytic zone membrane; clathrin coat assembly; clathrin-dependent endocytosis
Cellular component (GO): clathrin-coated pit; extrinsic component of presynaptic endocytic zone membrane; synaptic vesicle
Molecular function (GO): 1-phosphatidylinositol binding; clathrin heavy chain binding; phosphatidylinositol-4,5-bisphosphate binding
Source: RefSeq, a predicted model, not a curated record
CGAAGGCACACAGGGAUCCAGUGAGCGACAGAUCGGGAUGAGAGAUAGGCAGAGAAUGAGUCAGCCUACCAAAUGUACCACCGCAUCUUUAUUUAUGAAAUCAAUUUGAUCAAAGGCGUUUUUCGGAUCAACACUGGACUGAAAUAAUCAAGCUUUGGAUACGUUUGAAUUUUGUUGUAUAAUUUUUCUUCUGCCUCGUCGCCCUGUCUUUUUCUUUCAGUUUUUCCCUUUUCUUUAUUUUUAAAUAGGUGGUGGACUGGAGGUGUCGACCGUGGAGAUUAUAUAAUUAAAAUUCAUUUGGAACUUUAUAGACAUUGUGAUUUUUCAAAUUCUUUGUUGCAUCAAUAAACGAAGAUGUCGGGGCAGAGCAUUACUGACAGGAUAACUGCAGCCCAGCACAGUGUAACUGGAUCUGCUGUGUCGAAAACAGUAUGCAAGGCCACCACACAUGAAAUAAUGGGUCCGAAAAAGAAACAUUUGGAUUACCUGAUCCAUUGCACCAAUGAGAUGAACGUGAACAUUCCCCAGCUGGCUGACUCACUGUUUGAGAGGACCACCAGCACGAGCUGGGUGGUGGUCUUCAAGUCGCUCAUCGCCACACACCACCUCAUGGUCUACGGCAAUGAGCGUUUUGUCCAGUACUUGGCUUCAAGGAACACAUUAUUCAACCUCAGUAAUUUUUUGGACAAAAGUGGUUUACAAGGUCUCUCUCUCCCAGGCUACGAUAUGUCCACAUUUAUCCGGAGGUACAGUCGAUAUCUGAAUGAGAAGGCUGUGUCAUACAGACAGGUUGCCUUUGACUUCACUAAAGUAAAGCGAGGGGUGGAUGGGGUGAUGAGGACCAUGAAUACAGAGAAGCUACUGAAGACCAUCCCUAUCAUACAAAACCAGAUGGACGCCCUCCUCGACUUCAAUGUUAAUGCCAAUGAGCUCACAAACGGAGUGAUCAAUGCAGGGUUCAUGCUCCUCUUCAAAGAUUCCAUUAGGCUUUUUGCUGCAUAUAACGAAGGCAUCAUCAACCUGCUGGAGAAGUACUUUGACAUGAAGAAAACCCAGUGUAAAGAGGGCCUGGAUAUCUACAAGAAGUUCCUGACCCGAAUGACCCGAAUCUCAGAGUUCCUUAAAGUGGCAGAGCAGGUGGGGAUUGAUCGAGGAGACAUUCCAGACCUUUCCCAGGCUCCCAGUAGCCUUCUGGAAGCUCUGGAGCAGCACCUGGCCUCACUAGAGGGGAAGAAAGUCAAAGACUCCACCGCUGCCAGCAGGGCCAGUACUCUAUCCAACGCAGUGUCCUCGCUGGCCAGUACAGGGAUGUCUUUUACUAAAGUAGACGAGCGGGAGAAGCAGGCUGCUCUGGAGGAGGAACAGGCUCGUCUCAAAGCACUGAAGGAACAGAGGCUGAAGGAGCUCUCGAAGAGGCCUUCCUUUGCCACCACAGACACGUCUCCUGUCUCCACCACUGGGGUCACUAUCAGCACAGCCCCAGCCAUCGACCUUUUCUCCACACCCAGCUGCUCCAAUGGUGCUCUGAAGAUGGAGAGUGACCUGUUUGACAUUCAGCAGACGUUUAACCCUUCAAUGCAGGCCAGUUCUACAGGGCUUCCUGUGGCCACAGCAUGGGCAGACUCCUUCUGUAGUGGUCCAGUGGCCAUGGCCCAGCACCUUCCACACCAGGCUCCCUACCCCACUGAGCCCUCUACUGUAGCAGGUCAAUUCAGAGGGUACUCCACAGCAACACAGGCCCCUCCCCCAGGAGCACUCCAAGUGGACUUCGAGUCAGUCUUUGGAGCCAAAGCUUCCGGUGCUAACAACAUGGAAUCUGAUGACAUCCUGAAACCCACCAUGGUUGGCUCCAAUCAGGCCCUGUGCUCAAUCAAUCAGCUGUCAGACAAACUGGUAGGAGAUGACCUGGACUCCUCCCUGGCCAACCUGGUGGGAAAUCUCGGGAUUGGAAAUGGCACAACGAAAAAUGACAUCCACUGGAGCCAGCCUGGGGAGAAGAGGCUGACUGGCGGUAGCAACUGGCAGCCCAAAGCAGCCCCAAACACCACCUGGAACCCCGUCUCCAUGACCCCCCCAGUCAUGGCCUACCCUGCAACAACACCCACAGGCAUGAUGGGAGGAUAUGGCAUGCCACCCCAACAGCUUGGCUCUAUGGGUAUGAUGAACCAACCCAACAUGAUGUACAACCAGCCCGUCAUGAGGCCGCCCAACCCCUUCAGCUCUGUAUCCAGCGCCCAGCCCUCUGCAGCCUCUAGUCCUUCCAGCCAGAGUCCUCUCAGAGCCCCUGGACAGGACCCAUUUGCACAGCUCUCUCUCAAGGAUUUCUUGUAGAGCGUCUCUUAGAUGCAGUUCAUGUAAUACGAAGUGUCUCUCAGAAGAUGAAGCACUUAGCAGCAAAGCUUUGUCCUCGUUGCCAGUCUAACUCUUCACAGAAAUGUUCACCCCCUCCCCCCAAAUACAGACAUGUCAAGAACACAACGAACAGUGCAACGACUGGAGGAAAACCAUGGAAACCAUGUCCAAAUGACGCUGGGAAGAAGAGAAUUCACCACCCAUUAUUCUGUCAUUUGUCCAAGACCUCAAGUGAUGCUGCUGUAAAAAAAAAAUGAAAUAAACCUAUAGGGAAUCCACCGCCAUUUUAUAAUCUGUAAAGAUAGCUAUGGGUGCUGAGAGACUUUGAUAUCUAAUGUACUUGGAAAUACUACUGUGGUUGGAUAUAACAGCUUGGUGUUCUAAUCGAGGGGGAGGGGGGACAUGAAGAAAGAGGAAUCCUUCCCUCUCUUGAUCCGAUCAUCAGUCAUCCAUUUCCUAGUUAUUUAACUGUCACUGAGUAGUGAUGCUAAUGACGUUUACACCUGUUUUAGUUUGUCUUUUUUACUGUGUUUACAGUAGACAUUCCUUGUGUGUUUUAUUUAUUUAUUAUUUGGUUUUAAGACUGGGGGAAAAAUCUAUAGUACAUUGAACACCUGUGGGAGUGCUUCAGCAUUAAACAUGGAUGUUGGAUUGUUUCAUUGGAGAGGUAAAGAAAAUAGAUAUUAUAUAAAAUACACAUAUAAAUGCAAUGAUAGAGCACUAAAUGUUCUCCAAGUUUUGUGUUAAGAACAAUUCUUACUAGCUCAAAUCUCAUGAUUUCCCCUGUACAAGCGGAGUAGGGGGUUCCGGUAUGAGUCAGUAAUCUAUAUAGUCAAUUCUGUGCCUAGAGUUUUUUGCAAUGGAACAACUUUUCUGUCUAGUUGAAAAACACUUCAUCCACGUUUCUGAAGCAUCACACUGGGGUGGGAUCCAUUUUGCUUUAAGCUUGGCAUGCCAUCGACUCACUGACCAUUUAAAUGGCUGCCUUUACUCUGAAUGUGAAAGAAUUGCUUUUAUAUUGCACGCAUCUUUACACGCUACCCGCAACAGCUCCUCAGCUCUGACUCCCUGGGAGCCAGACGAGAGGAGAGUGUGUCUGGGUGUUGCAGAUACGAAACAAGGGUUACAGUUUUGAUGUAAAUUAGUUGUAUAAAGAUCCAGUGGAACAGGGUGAGAGAGGGGCACUGUUGAUCGGUGCUCUGUGUAUAUAAAACUGACUGUUCAACGGAGAGGGAAGUGAAAGAUGUAUGAAAUAUGAAAGCAAUUCAAUCAAAAUUUAACUCUAUCUAAGUUUGAUUCAGGAUAUUUUCUGCAUUUGUCCUGCGCAGAUUAUAUUUUGUUUAUGUAAUUAGAACGUGUAGCAGACAUUAACUGAGUUUUUUUCUUUUUCAAAUAAAGAGCAGCUUCCACAAAGUGAUGUUCUUAAA